ACCCGUUACCAAAACAAGCGCUCCCUCCCCAGGUGAUGACGUCACGCAUUCUCCUCAGUGUUUAAUAUGUGGUAUUUGAGUAGCAAAUUCUGACUAGCAUUCAGCCUCGUUUUCAAACAUGCUCUGAUUUUCCAGCAGGCAGGUGUGGAGGACAGAGAUGGCAGUGUGUGCACUGACCAUGUUGGAUGGGAUGGAGGAGGAGGUAACAGCAGCAGGCGGCGUGUUGCUCCUGGUCCUGGCCCUCAUCUUGGCUUGGCUCUCCACUCAUGUGGCUGAUCGGGGAGACCACAUACUGGGCACCAUCCUCACUGUGGGUGCUCAUGCCUCUCUGAUCGGACUGGGAGGUCACGACAGCUACGGUGGAGGGUCUCCCAGCACUGACACCCCUGAACAGCAGACUCCUGCACCUUCACAGGAGAACAAGCCAGAUGAUGGCGAGCAAGGGACUGAGAGAGGAGAGGGGGAGGGAGCAGAGGGUGUUAGGACAGAUCUGCUCCUGGACAUUCAGAGCAAACAACCGCAGGCUGGAGGACUACAUACUUCUGAUGAGGAGGAUGAAGAAGUUGACGAGGAGGAGGAUGAGGAGUCGUCGCUAGAAGAGGAAGAUAAAAAGGUUAUAAAGUCUAUGACAGCUUUGACCAAUACCAUCGCCACAUCCACAACUUCUUCUACCACUUCCAUUUCUGUCCGACUUAAGUUUUUAAAUGACACGGAGGAGGUGGCUGUUGUAGAACCAGAGGAUACAGUGGGAGUACUGAAAAGUAAAUACUUCUCAGGUCGGGAGCAUCAGAUAAAACUGAUCUACCAAGGCCAGUUGCUGCAGGAUCCCAAGAAGACUCUGUUAUCGUUAAACAUCACACACAACAGCGUGAUCCACUGCCACAUCUCCCAGGUUCUGCACGAGGCCAGUGCAGAGGAAGGGGCACAGCCUGGAGCAGGAGUUGGGUCUGGGGUCUCUGGGGGAUUCAGAGCUGCAGGUGUGGCCAUCAGCACCAGCAGCCUGGUGGUUCCUGUGUUCGUGGUGAUACUGGCUGUGGUGUGGUACUUCCGCAUCAACUACAGGCAGUUCUUUACAGCUCCUGCGACCAUCUCCCUCGUGGGAGUCACUGUGUUCUUCAGCUUUCUGAUAUUUGGGAUGCACAGCCGCUGAAAAGGCAGAGAUGGCACACGCUUACAGCUGAAUGUUUUGAGGUACAAUAAAAAUAACUAUAGCUGGUGGGCGAGUGUCUAGAGAGAUGGACUAAUCAAAAAAAAGGUCCUCGGUGCAGAUACCACAGCUGAUAGGAGUGUGAGUGAGUGUGUGGGUGGUUAGGUGAGCCUGUUUGUGCAUGUACCAAGAUAAAAAAAAAAAGUGUGAUUGUACAGUAUAUAUGGGUAAAUAAUAAUCUGCAGUGAGUGAAAUUCUGCUUAAACUGAACCAUAAUUUAGCUUCUCUUCAAACCUGACUUAGUGGUUCACACCAUGUUUUAACAGUCUGGCUUUAUCUUGUCUGUUUUUCUUGUUGUUAGUCCAGUUUCUGUGUUUUAAAAAACUUAACUGAUAGAUGCAAGAAUCUAAAAUCUUUUGGAACCACUCACUGUUGUGCUGUGUGUGCCAGUUUGACUCUUAGUACCAUUAUUUUGUGUUAUAUGAAUGAUUCAAGUUCUUUAUAAGCAAAUAUAAACUAUACAGCUGCCUCGGUGCUAGGCUGAAAAGUUCAGAUAUUUUUGUUGUUCAACAAUGUUGCUAUGUAGAAACGGGCUAAUUUAAAUAAUCAGUUAGACAUGACAGAGACUUUUCGAGAAGAUAUUGUAAAUAUAUUGUGUAUUUUCUGUAAAUAAAAUGAUCGAAUGAAUCAGAUGAACCUGCAUCUGGCACUUAAAGAUUUGGAGGGGGAUAUCAAACCCUCCUGAUUAUGCUGGACUGCUCUGGCUUCAGUGAUGUCUCAAAUUAAAGCAUUUCAAACCAAA
Molecule: messenger RNA, 1949 nt
Organism: Seriola dumerili (greater amberjack)
Lineage: Eukaryota; Metazoa; Chordata; Actinopteri; Carangiformes; Carangidae
Gene: tmub2
Product: transmembrane and ubiquitin like domain containing 2
Exons: 3
Coding region: 158-1150 (330 amino acids)
Molecular function (GO): protein binding
Source: RefSeq, a predicted model, not a curated record